Messenger RNA from Platichthys flesus (European flounder), 2150 nucleotides. RefSeq lists its product as uncharacterized. The transcript is spliced from 3 exons. Lineage: Eukaryota; Metazoa; Chordata; Actinopteri; Pleuronectiformes; Pleuronectidae. Bases 1007 to 1609 code for a protein of 200 amino acids. The record is from RefSeq and is a predicted model, not a curated record.
ACUAGAUGUCUUCCGGCGGAGUCUAGAACGUCAUCACUGGCGGCCAUCUUGCCACAGGCAGGCUUUCUGGAAGGAUCUGUGGUACCUGAGGGAGGGUCAGUGAUCUGCUCAAACACUUAUACUCUUAUCUCUCUGAAAUCUUGACGGAUUUACAAAUGGUUUGGUUUCUUACAAACGUUAUUAAUGUGGUUAUAGUUCUGGAUGCUUGAACAUGUUGAAAUCGCAGCUUUUCUCUCCGAAAAACGACUUAAUCGUGCAGCUUAGUUGUGUACCACGGCUAGGCUAGGCUAGUACCGGGUAAUUUUAUAUUUAUAGGAGAGGCAGAAUUGUUCUUUCUUUUCAAUAUAACUUAAGCUGCACAUGAUUUAACUGAGGUUUCACAUGAUUUCAAAUUGGGUUGUUUUUUAAAAAACAUCUUGCAUUAUGAUUUCUACAGGAAAUUGCUGACUUUAUUGCCAGUGGACCCCCCAUCUGUCUUUGACUCAUAUCCCCAGGCCUCAAUUCUGUGUUACAUUUAAGGUCAGGGAUGCAAACUAGUCAGUUUUAACCCCCCCCCCCCAUGGCAAUGAAGUGAAUUGUUUGAAAUGUGGAUUUGUGUCUGCCUUGAGAAGUGCUGCACUGGGAGCAUUCACUAUUUUCAGCCUAUACUAUUUGUUUGCAUCCCUGCUUUCUUGUGUCCUGUUUUGGCAGAAUCAUCAUAGUAAUACAAUAUUUGCUUUUGAAGGUUCCUCUCUGUCCUGGGCUACAUCAUAAACAUUGACACGUUGCUGGCGAUGGUUCCUGUGCUGAUUGAAGGACAGCGAUAUGUCUUGACCUACAGAUUCAGCAAGGACCACUUGGAACUGCUCUUUAACUCCAUCAGAGCAUCCGGUGGCUGGAAUAACAACCCUAAUGCCAGCCAGUUCAAGUAGUUGUUAAACCAUGCCGAGGCAAUGUGACAACGCAGGAUGAGACAGAGUCCCUACCAGCGGUCAUCGACACCUCUACAAGCCUAUCGGCUGUAGAUAUGUCCUUUGCAGCAGGAGGAGAAGAAGAUCUUCCAUCCCCGUUUGCUGACAUUCCUGCCCUAGUACAUGACCACAGCUACCUUCCCAUCCGCUUCGAUGGUCUUGUGGACAACGCUCUUGUGUACAUUUCCGGACUUGGUGUGCGAAGGGCUCUGAAGAAGCUGUCCUGUGAUGUCUGCCGUGCCAGCCUGGUGACAGAGGCUGCAUCUGCCAUCAAGGACCAGAGCUACCACCUGUUGUCUCUAAGAAACAAUGGAGGCCUGGUGAUUCCAUCAGAGGGCACAGUGAAGGUCGUCAGGGCAGCAGAGUGGGUCAUUCGCCAGGCGUCAUCGAGUUUCGGACGAUCACGGCCCAUCAAACUGCUGGAGGUCAUGUACAUUGUACGGAAGAGGAUCGGGUCAGAGGAUGUGUUUGUGCUUGGGGAGCACAUCGUCGACACGCAGUAUGGCAUAGACAGCCACCACCAAACGCUGCUGACAUUAGUUGUGUCAGUGUUUUUUAAAAUAAGGCUACACCACAUCGCUAAAAUUACUACACUGAACUUACAGAGCAACAACAUGCGACAGCAGCUGAAUAAAACAGUCCUUUUCAAAGGGCAUUAGCCAAAUGUUACCACGGUUUUACCACGUCUCAGUCAGACAGGAAAUAGAAAAAAUAAUGUUCACAAACUUGAUGCGACUCACCUAAGAAUCACCAUUAUCAUAUCAUAUCAGCGUUUUAGGCAUAUAUCACCAGCCUCUUCAGAGGUUAGUAAAUAUUAUAGAUUUUCAAUUGAUUUCACUGUUUUUUUUGUAAUUUGUUAUGUCGGUCCUCCAUCUGUAUACCUCCGAAGUAGUCUAGUUCUCUCUAGAGGGUGGGAAUUUUCAACAUGCAGCAUUUCUUUAUGUAUAUUUGUAAAUGGAAAUCUUACACCUUUUUUUUACUGCAAAUAAAUGUCACUUUUAUAAAAAGAAUGUUACUAAUAUAAUACAAUAAUUUGAAUUAUUACUUGUUUAAACUAAACAUGUGAUAAUUCAAAUUAUUGUAUUAUAUUAGUAAUAUUGCUAUUAUAAACGUAUACAUAUAUCUCAUGUUGCCAUUGUGUAUGUUGAGUUUAAGUAGCCUAUAUAUUGAUUUAACAUAAAAACCUUGUGCAUGUGUGUA